Ochlerotatus camptorhynchus is the source of this 1080-nucleotide messenger RNA. RefSeq names its product deubiquitinase OTUD6B. The record is from RefSeq and is a predicted model, not a curated record. The transcript has 2 exons. NCBI's taxonomy places the organism in Eukaryota, Metazoa, Arthropoda, Insecta, Diptera, Culicidae. Gene Ontology annotation, molecular function: cysteine-type deubiquitinase activity. Gene Ontology annotation, biological process: protein deubiquitination. Bases 75 to 1016 code for a protein of 313 amino acids.
UCAUCGCCGGUCAAACGUCGGUCGAAAAUUAUUGCAUUUUCUUCGAUUUGCAAGACCAAUUCAAUCCCACCGCUAUGAGCGACGUCCAGCCAACUCGGGACCUUCCGACGUCGGAUGUGGGCGCCGAAGACGAAGAAACCCUGCUCGCUCGCCAUCGCAAGGAGAAAAAGGAUCUGCAGGCCAAGGUCCAGGCUCUCAAAAAGGCUAAAGUGGACAAAAAGAAGAAAAAGGAACAGCAGGAUGAAAUCGCCCGGUUGGAAGCGGAUCUGGAAGCCCGGCAUGCCGAUGAGCUGAACAAGUUUAAUUCUUUGAAAAUCAGUGAAACCGCCGGUGCGGUCGAAGUGCUACAUGAAAAUAAGGCGGAAGCUGACGACGCCGAAAGCGAGGAAGUGGAACAACCGAAAGUCUCCAAAGCCCAACGAAGGCGGGAGAAAAAAUCUCAGGAUGAUAAGAAACGGCAGGCGCAGAUCAAGGCGGAGGAAGCACUGAAUAAGAACUCUCCUCGGAUCUUGGAGGACAAAAAGAUAGCGGAGAUACUGUCCAAACGGGGGCUGGUGAGUUUCGCUGUUCCUGCCGAUGGCGAUUGCCUGUACAAUGCCGUGAAACACCAGCUCGCCCGGAUAGGGGUUUGUGAGUACGAAACGACCGAUCUAAGGCAGAUGACGGCCGACUAUAUCGAGGACAACAAGGACAGCAUUAUUUUCUACAUGACCAAUCCGGACACGGGAGACAUCCUGAACGAGGAUGAAUUCCGCAAGUACUGCCAUCAGGUUAGAAACACCAAAUCGUGGGGAGGGGAGAUUGAGGUAAAGGCACUGUCUAGUAGUUUGAAAUGUCCGAUCGAGAUAAUCCAAGCGAGUGGGACGUCGCCCGUCCACGGGGAAGGAGAGGAUCCAAGCCGGAAGUUGGUGCUGACCUACCAUAGGCAUAUGUACCGUCUGGGGGAGCAUUACAAUUCGACUAUGGAACCGGCCGCGGCCGGUGAUGAUGAGGAAGACGAGGAGGAUGAAAGUUAAGGUAGGUUGGAAUUUUUCUUAUCUUUAUAAUAUAUGAGAUGAUAAAAUUAUUGUACAUGUGUCA